Molecule: messenger RNA, 399 nt
Organism: Photinus pyralis (common eastern firefly)
Lineage: Eukaryota; Metazoa; Arthropoda; Insecta; Coleoptera; Lampyridae
Exons: 2
Coding region: 1-399 (132 amino acids)
Source: RefSeq, a predicted model, not a curated record
AUGCAAGAUUCAAGAUUCAAGUUUCAAGAUUCAAGAUCCAAGCAGCAAAGUUCAAAGUUUAAGUACAGUGGAGAGAACUCCAAGCUCGAAGAUCCAAGAUCGAAGAUUCAAGAUCGAAGAUCCAAGAUCGAAGAUCCAAGAUCCAAGAUCGAAGAUCCAAGAUCGAAGAUCCAAGAUCGAAGAUCCAAGAUCGAAGAUCCAAGAUCGAAGAUCCAAGAUCGAAGAUCCAAGAUCGGAGAUCCAAGAUCGGAGAUCCAAGAUCGAAGAUCCAAGAUCGAAGAUUCCAAGAUCGAAGAUCCAAGAUCGAAGAUCCAAGGUCGAAAAUCCAAGGUCGAAGAUCCAAGAUCGGAGAUCCAAGAUCGGAGAUCGGAGAUCCAAGAUCGAAGAUCCAAGAUCUAA